Messenger RNA from Ruditapes philippinarum (Manila clam), 598 nucleotides. RefSeq names its product cysteine-rich motor neuron 1 protein-like. The transcript is spliced from 4 exons. Gene Ontology annotation, molecular function: serine-type endopeptidase inhibitor activity. Lineage: Eukaryota; Metazoa; Mollusca; Bivalvia; Venerida; Veneridae. The coding region runs from base 108 to 551 and encodes 147 amino acids. The record is from RefSeq and is a predicted model, not a curated record.
AUGUGACAUUCUUCUUAUCUUAUUAUGUUUAAGGUCAGUUGAAGAUCUAUAAAGAUAGCUCUACAUUGUAAAACUUGACAAACAAUAUUCAUUUAUAUAGCGUAAAAAUGUGGAUGUUAUUUAUCCUUCCGGCUUUAAUUCAAGUAACCAGCGCACUUCCUGGUAAACGUGGCGCAUGCGUCGUGCAGUGUGUCCCAAGUUCCGGUCAAUACCAAGAUCUUGGGUUGGCGGAAUGUCCAUCUGAUCACGAAUGUAGAAAUACGGGGUGUGGCGCGAUGUGUUUUCCUACAAGUGUUGAUUCACAUGCUAUAAACGCUAGAGGAUCUUGUAUCAUGCUGUGCGGGGAUCCAGUCAACAAGAAAUGCGGACUUAAUGGAUACGAUUGCUCCUCAAAUGGGUGUGGCAGAGAAUGUAAACUAAGGGCGGAUUAUGUGCAACCUCCACACUGCCCAGCGUUCCAUUGUGACCUUCACUGUCCUACUGGUUACUAUAGAAACGACCUCGGGUGUGACGUAUGUCAGUGUGCUUAUACUAUAGUUGACUCUAAUUGAUUGCAAGCAUAAUUUUGUAAUGGUACAUUAAAGACAUUUUCCUUCUA